UCUGUGGGAGCGGUAGUCCGGACGCACGAUUCACAGCGCCGCGUGCGCCCCGGGCUCGCCGUAGCCGCGGGGCCCCGGCCGGGCGCUACGCUACGGAGGCGACGUAGGGCGGGCGCUGGACGCGGACUGGGUUCAGCCGGGUCUGGGCGUUCGGCGGUUCCGCCACUUAGCGCGGAAGGCCAGUGGGGCAGCGCGGCGGGUGGCAGAAGUUGUGGGUCGGCUGGCAGGGGCGAGCGGGCCGGAGGCCGCGCCGCCAAGGCCGCAGGGACGGAGGAAGCGCUGCCGGGUUGCGGAGCCCAGCUGCCCUGUAUCCUGUGUGGGUGCUCACCUCCCUCCAUGCUCCAGCCGCGUGUGACCAGGCCCGGCUCUCAGCUUGGCCUCCGUCGAGGGGGCCAUGGGGAGCUCCGCCUCCUCGCUGGCCACCGAGACCGAGUCGGACCAUGGCUUCCCUGGGGGGCCGCCCUACCCGGGACCCCCGGCAACGGCCGGCUGGUGUAGGAGCGGCCCCGGGGGGCCUCUCUGGGGCGGUGCCCUGGUCACCCGGCAGCACCAGCCCCUACGCCCCCGAGCCCGAAGCCACACACACUCGCCUGGGUCCAUGGCCGCCGUUGGGGAGUGGUCCUGCGCACGCUGCACAUUCCUGAACCCGGCCGGCCAGCGCCAGUGCUCCAUCUGUGAGGCCCCCCGGCACAAGCCUGACCUCGACCAGAUCUUGCGGCUCAGUGUUGAAGAGCAGAAAUGGCCCUGCGCCCGAUGCACAUUCCGGAACUUCCUAGGCAAGGAGGCCUGCGAGGUGUGUGGCUUUGCCCCGGAACCCGUGCCUGGCACCUCCCUGCUGCCAGUCAUCAAUGGGGUCCUACCCAAGCCACCCACCAUCCUGGUAGAGCCCAAGAGCAGCUGCAAGGAGGAGGCGGGUCCAGUGCAGACAGAGGGACUAGUGGCCAUGGAGCUGGCUGGGGGUCAGCCAGAGGAGAAGGAGGAGGGGGCAACAGAACCCAGGAGCGGCUGGGCCUGCCCGCGCUGCACACUGCACAACACACCUAUGGCCAGCUCCUGCUCUGCCUGCGGGGGACCCCGAAAACUCUCACUACCUAGGAUCCCUCCCGAGGCCCUGGUGGUCCCUGAAGUUGUGGCGCCUGCUGGCUUCCAUGUCACACCUGCCCCACCCCAGCCUGGGGAAGGUGCCGAGGCCGACCCUCCCUCUGCCAACGACCAGGAGCUUCCCCGGAUGCUGCCCUUUAGCCCCUUCUCGCCCACCCUGCAAAACAACCCCGUGCCUCGCAGCCGCCGUGAGGUACCCCCGCAGCUGCAGCCACUGGUGCCUGAGGCCACCCAGCCCACUGGCUCCAAGGGGCCCCCCCAGGGCCCAGGACGUACUGCAACAGGAGCCUCCCGCUUAGCAGAGCUGCUUUCAGGCAAACGACUGAGCGCUCUGGAGGAGGAGGUGGCUGAGGGCAGCCCUGGGUUGCGCCGGUGCAGCUCUUGCUCCACACCGAGCCCCACAAGCCUGUGUGAAGCCUGUGGUGCCAUGCCAGGCACCGAUGUCAUUGACCUGGCAGGUGACAUUGUGCGCUACACGCCAGCCAGCCCCUCUAGCCCCGACUUCAGCACCUGGUCAUGUGCCAAGUGCACGCUCAAGAACCCCACAGUGGCCCCCAGGUGCACAGCGUGCGGCUGCUCCAAGCUGCAUGGCUUCCAGGAGCACAGCGAGUCCAUUGCCCGCUGUCCUGACUGCAGCACUGACAAGCCUGGCCUCUGCACGGCCCACAAGGCCUGCCGCCUCUUUCCUGAGGCACCUUCUGAGCGGCCAGGCCAGUGGGCCUGCCCUGCCUGCACUCUGCUCAACACACCCCGGGCUAAGCACUGUGCCGCCUGCCACACACCCCAGCUCCUAGUGGCCCAGCGCCGAGGAGUCGCACCCCUGAGGCGCAGGGAGAGUAUGCAUGUGGAGAAGCGGCGGCAGACGGACGAGGGUGAGGCCAAAGCUCUCUGGGAGAACAUCGUGGCCUUCUGCCGGGAGAACAGCGUGAACUUUGUAGAUGACAGCUUCCCCCCUGGGCCUGAGUCUGUGGGCUUCCCUGUGGGUGACAGCGUCCAGCAACGUGUGAGACAGUGGCUACGGCCCCACGAGAUCAAUUGCUCAGUCUUCAGGGACCACAGCACCUCGUGGUCCGUGUUUCACACUCUCCGGCCCUCAGACAUCCUACAGGGACUGCUGGGGAACUGCUGGUUCCUGAGUGCUCUGGCGGUGUUGGCCGAGCGGCCUGACCUGGUUGAGCGGGUGAUGGUCACUCGCAGCCUGUGUGAGGAGGGUGCCUACCAAGUGCGGCUCUGCAAGGAUGGCACAUGGACAACGGUGCUGGUGGAUGACAUGCUGCCCUGCGAUGAGGCCGGCUUCCUCCUCUUCUCGCAGGCCCAGCGGAAGCAGCUGUGGGUGGCCCUCAUCGAGAAGGCGCUGGCCAAGCUUCACGGCUCCUACUUUGCCCUCCAGGCAGGGCGUGCCAUCGAAGGCCUGGCCACACUCACCGGCGCCCCCUGUGAGAGCCUGGCGCUGCAGGUCAGCUCCACUAACCCCCGCGAGGAACCCGUUGACACUGACCUCAUCUGGGCCAAAAUGCUGAGUUCUAAGGAGGCUGGGUUCCUCAUGGGUGCCUCUUGUGGGGGGGGCAACAUGAAAGUAGAUGAUGCUACCUACGAGAGCCUGGGCCUGCGUCCCCGCCACGCCUACUCCAUCCUGGAUGUCCGCGAUGUCCAGGGCUCCAGGCUCCUGCGUCUCCGGAACCCAUGGGGCCGCUUUUCCUGGAACGGCAGCUGGUCGGAUGAGUGGCCACACUGGCCAAGUCACCUGCGUGGCGAGCUCAUGCCACAUGGCAGCAGUGAGGGUGUCUUCUGGAUGGAGUACAGUGACUUCAUCAGGUACUUCGACUCUGUGGACAUCUGCAAGGUGCACUCUGACUGGCAGGAGGUACGGGUGCAGGGCUGUUUCCCCAGCUCGGCCAGUGGGCCCGUGGGGGUGACAGCGCUUACUGUGCUGGAGCGAGCAUCGCUGGAGUUCGCCCUCUUCCAGGAGGGCAGCAGGCGUGCAGACUCGGCAGACAGCCACCUCCUAGACCUGUGUGUCCUGGUGUUCCGGGCCUCCUUUGGCAGCGGUGGCCGCCUGAGCCUGGGCCGCCUGCUGGCCCACAGCAAGCGUGCCGUCAAGAAGUUUGUCAACUGUGAUGUGAUGCUGGAGCCCGGCGAAUAUGCUGUGGUGUGCUGUGCCUUCAACCACUGGAGCCCCACUGCACCGGGGCCCCCGGCCGCCCCUCAGGGUAACGCCGCCCACCCCCACCCUGACCCCGGACCCUCCCCACCACAGCGCCCCAGGCCCCCCUCACUCACAACCCCCACAGCCUCCAGCCCCUCCAUGGGAGUUCCUCGCUGCUCCCCAGAGCCGCCUGGCCAUGUGCUGGCUGUGUACAGCUCAAGGCUGGUCAUGGUGGAGCCUGUAGAGGCCCAGCCCACCACGCUGGCUGACGCCAUCAUCCUGCUCACGGAGAGUCGGGGAGAGAGGCAUGAGGGUCGCGAGGGCAUGACCUGCUACUACCUGACUCACGGCUGGGCAGGGCUCAUCGUGGUCGUAGAGAACCGGCACCCCAAGUCCUACCUGCAUGUGCAGUGCGACUGCUCUGACAGCUUCAAUGUGGUAUCCACUCGAGGCAGCCUGCGCACCCAGGACAGUGUGCCACCCCUGCACAGGCAGGUCCUCGUGAUCCUGUCCCAGCUCGAGGGCAACGCUGGCUUUUCCAUCACCCACCGCCUGGCACACCGCAAGGCAGCCCAGGCCUUCCUCAGCGACUGGACAGCCUCCAGGGGCACCCACAGCCCCCCACUCACGCCGGAGGUCGCUGGCCUGCAUGGGCCCCGGCCGUUGUGACCACUUCGCCCUUGCCUGCCCGCCCCCUCCCCCAACAUGCACUUUAAGAGGGAGACCCCAACAGAGGACGCUUGAACCAGAAUCUCAGGACCCUGCCCAGGGAGCCACCAGCCAUGGGGCACAGCUUCCCCUGGGCCUUCUUCCAUGCCCCUCCCUCUUGUCCAGGGCCUCCCAGCCACCAAGCAGAAUACCUUGAAUCCACUUCUAGCGUGAGGGAUCUGUGCAUCAGCCCCUAUGAGUGGUUUGCCUCGAGGUUGAGUUCAGGUGAGCCAGGGCUGAGAUGAGGCUGCCCCUUCCCCCAUGGGCCUGGGGCCUCCAGCCUGUGUGAGGCAGCCAAGAGCUCCAUUCACAAAACCAAGUCUGGGUAGGUCAGAGGCUAGGACCCUAAGGUGAGCAGGGACUAUCUCCUCUGUGAGGCACGAAGUCAGGAGACUUCUCUCCCCAGCUUGCCCUCAGAACCCAUCUUCACACACUCCCACCUCCACAAGGCAAGCAGGGGUCCCAGGAGUCCCAGCAUUGUGUCCCAGGAGGCAGGUACCUGGUGACCAUGGGCUCAGGACCAGGGUUGGGGAGGGCCCCAGCUGCCCCUCUGGCAAUACUAUGCAAUUCCUGGAGUAGUCUCCAGGAUCGAAGCCAUGCCCUGGGGGCUGCUGGUCAGGAGCUACUAUUCGGUGAGGUGGUUUGUCCUCAGCACCACCUGACCUCUGCCAGGAGGACCAAGGUCCAACAGAAAUCCUUGGCCAGCCCUGUCCAGGUACACGUGGGGUUUCCCUCCUAGCCCCUCCUCUGCCUCAGAAGCCCAGGGAGCUGGACUGCCUCCCGGCCAUCCUUCCCCAUGGCUGCUUGAAGUCCUGCUUCUGCCUGUGAACAUCUGAGGCUAGCUUUCAGGGGCCCGCCUGGCCUCACUGCCCUGCAGCCCCAGGCAGCUGGCAGCCCUACCCACCGCCUCUCACUUCCUGUGGGGUUUGCAGGGGUUUUUACACCUGGAGAAACACCGGGACGCACUACACUCCCUUUAGGGCCUCCUUUAUAUUUUCUCCUUUUACUCUGAGCUGUGAAUAUUUUUAACCCUGUACAUAUGGCCAGCUCUUCUGAUGCAGAGACUAUUUUAUCAGUCGGUCCCCAGCCCUGUAGAAUGAUUCUCCAUGGGUGUUUCCAGACUCAGGCUCUGAUGGACCAAAUGAAAAUGUUUUGUUUUGUAAUGA
Molecule: messenger RNA, 5121 nt
Organism: Pteropus alecto (black flying fox)
Lineage: Eukaryota; Metazoa; Chordata; Mammalia; Chiroptera; Pteropodidae
Gene: CAPN15
Product: calpain 15
Exons: 12
Coding region: 395-3916 (1173 amino acids)
Biological process (GO): proteolysis
Cellular component (GO): cytoplasm
Molecular function (GO): calcium-dependent cysteine-type endopeptidase activity
Source: RefSeq, a predicted model, not a curated record